CAGGCAACGCCUCACCUCCACCACCACCACCACCACCACCCGUGAGCAGUGACAGUUGUUUUCUCUUCUAGCAAUAGCAAUGGAGUCCCGCCGCUCCACGAGGCCGAAGCCUCUCCUCCUCGCCUCCCUCUGCCUCCUCGUCGUCGUCCUCCUCCUGGCCCUCCCCCUGCAGCCGGCGUCCGCGGUGCCAACGACCAGGAGCGUGCGCCUGAGGAACCAGCAGCGCUCGCCGUCUCCGAAGCUUUCUUCCCUGCAGGAUGUGGCGGGGAGGCUGCAGGGCCGGGCGGCGGCGAGGAUGGACGUGGAGGUGAACGACUACCCGGGGUCCGGCGCCAACAACCGCCAUGACCCUCCCAAGGGCCCCGGAAGAGGGUGAAGCGAGCUCCUCAGCUCACCGCCACCAGCUGGUCUCGCCUGUUGUGUUGGUGCCGCUCUGUCCGUAGCCAUAGCUGUUGCUACUACUACUAGUACUUCACAGUUCACACCAUGCAUUAUAAACCAAGAAAAGUUGAUGUUU
Hordeum vulgare subsp. vulgare (domesticated barley) is the source of this 517-nucleotide messenger RNA. RefSeq lists its product as uncharacterized. The transcript has 3 exons. Lineage: Eukaryota; Viridiplantae; Streptophyta; Magnoliopsida; Poales; Poaceae. The record is from RefSeq and is a predicted model, not a curated record. The coding region runs from base 80 to 376 and encodes 98 amino acids.